AUGGGGAUCUAAUAAUCUGAAUUGGCAACUAUCGCAAGUCGAAGAAGGAUUUUGUUUCUGUGCAAACAGACUCAUCAACUCACUCAAAAUCGUCAUUUUUUUUUGUUAAUUAGAAAUGUUUUGCUAUAUUCUUCAUCUAUUUCUUUUACGUUUUCUCUGAUCUUCUGUUUAUUUAAUCAAUCUAUAAAAUCCGAAGCUUAGUACAAAACCUGAUCGAGCUCCAAGUAGUCGAUCCCUUUCUUCCUCACUGCUCUAUGCAAUGGUGGUCUGCAAAUGCCGUAAGGCUACAAAAUUAUAUUGUUUCGUGCACAAGGUUCCUGUUUGUGGGGAAUGCAUCUGCUUUCCUGAGCACCAAAUAUGUAUUAUACGCACUUACUCAGAGUGGGUAAGAGAUGGAGAGUAUGAUUGGCCUCCCAGAUGUUGCAAAUGCCAAGCUGUGCUUGAGGAAGGGGAUGGCUCUGUAACCACUCGGUUGGGUUGCCUACAUGUCAUACAUACAAAUUGCUUGGUUUCACAUAUCAAAAGUUUUCCUCCGCACAUUGCACCUGCUGGAUAUGCAUGUCCUUCAUGUUCAACAUCUAUAUGGCCUCCCAAGAGUGUAAAAGAUUCAGCAUCUCGUCUUCAUUCACUGCUGAAGGAGGCUAUUAUGCAGACUGGCAUGGAGAAGAAUUUGUUUGGAAAUCAUCCUGUUUCUUUGCCUACAGCAGAUCCCCGUGUUCCUCCACCUGCAUUUACUUCAGAUCCAUUGGUAAAUGUAACUUGUGGAGGAGAGUAUGAUGAGAAUUCAUCACCCUCUGUUGUAAAAGAUGAAGGAUACUCAGCUGCUGCAGGACCUUCGAAACUUGCAGUAACAGAAAUAAUGGAGAUUGAUGAUCAUAAUUCAGCUGGGAAUUACAUGAAAGCUUCAAGUUCUGUUACCCCUGUGGCUACAACACGAAAGAGUACAGUCCAUGUUGAUCAGCAAAACUCUGAAAUCUCGUAUUAUGCAGAUGACGAAGAUGAUCGUAAAAAGUAUUCUCGUAGGGGUUCACUUCAUCUUAAGUUUCUCAGAGCAUUAAUUCCCUUCUGGUCAAGUUCAUUACCAACUCUCCCAGUGACUGCUCCUCCACAUAAAGACUCGCCAAAUGCUGAUGGCAGCCGAGAAGGUCGUAUGAAGCAACAACGAUCAACACGGAUGGAUCUGAGAAAAAUCCUUCUUGUUAUAGCAAUCAUGGCCUGCAUGGCUACUAUGGGUAUUCUCUACUUCAGAAUUUCACAAAGGGCUCUCGGCGAGGAAGUGGCCGAUGACGAGCAGCAGUAACCAAUUCGCAUGCUUCUGCAAAUCCUGUUGGUUGCUGCCAUAGUUGCCAUUUUCUUGCUCAUCGUCUCCCGUCGGUCACAGUAUCCGACAAAGGGCAUCAGUGGAAGAAAAACUAGUAAGAUUACAGAGAAUUUCAUUACCCAUCAUCCAUCCCACUUUUUUU
Molecule: messenger RNA, 1463 nt
Organism: Hibiscus syriacus
Lineage: Eukaryota; Viridiplantae; Streptophyta; Magnoliopsida; Malvales; Malvaceae
Product: zinc finger protein-like 1 homolog
Exons: 9
Coding region: 260-1300 (346 amino acids)
Cellular component (GO): Golgi apparatus
Source: RefSeq, a predicted model, not a curated record